AAUGAUGAUGAUGAUGACUACAUCAACAACGAAAACAUCUGUUGAACAAGUUAUUAUCGAAGAAGAAGAUGAAGAAGAAGAAGAUGUAGAAGUGGAAGAAAAGCCAGAUUAUAAACCAGAUGAUGAAGGAUUUAAUGAUGAUGAUAUUGAUGUUGAAAGUAAGAUUAUCGUUUCAACACCACCACCACCACCAUCAUCAUCAUCAAUAUCAAAUAAUUUGAAUCAAAAUAAUGAAAAAAAUCAAGAUCAAGAUGAAGAAUAUUAUGUUCAACCAGUGAUAUUUAAUUCAACAAAUUUAGAAAAUUUAGAUUUUUGUUGGCCCAUUCAUGAUAAUAAUGAUAAUGCUGAUGAUGAUGAUGGAUCGACGACAAAAAUAUCGACCAUAUCAACAUCGACAAGUUAUAAUGAUGAUGAUGAUGAUGAUGAUGCUGCUGCUGUUGUUGUUGUUGUUGUUGGUGAUGGUGAUGAUGAUGAUGAUGAUAAUGUAGACAAUAAUACUUGUCAAAAUCUGUCAAUCACUAAUAAAACAGGUGUCAAUGAUGUUAUUAUUGACGACAACUAUAACGUUGACGAUAAUAAUCCAUUAUUUGAUAAUGGAUUAUUAUUCCAUCACCAUAAGGACCAUGAAGAUCAAAUUAAAGUGGAUAAUAAUUUACAAAAUUCCAACAAUGUCUAUGACGAUGAUGAUGGCGAUGACGAUGAUGAUGUUGAUGGAUAUUAUUGCCAAAAUCAUUGUAUAAAUGGAAAAAUUUUUCGACAACAAAAUUUAAUCAAAAUGAAUCCUGUUGAUGUCGAUGAUUCGGAAAUUACACAAUUGAAAUCUAAAACUGAUGAAGUACCAGAAACUUUGAAUGAAUUCCAGCCACAACAACAACAACAACAACAAUUAUUAAUAAAAGCAAAAAAUGGAUCAAUUCGUGGUAAACGUAAUAAUGUACGACAAACAAUAAAUAAUUAUAUACGUCUUGUACAAUCAUCAUUGAAUAAUGAAAUUGGUCAAAGAAAUUUCAUCGAAGAAGAACAGAAUCGUUGCAUUCUUUAUGUUACAACAUUAGCAAUCAUCAGAAAAACAUUAUCCGAUUCAAAAGGAUUACAAUCAAUAUUGAAAAAUCAUUUCAUACAAUUUGAAUUAAGAGAUGUUUAUAUUAAUGAUCAAUAUCGUCAGGAAUUAAUUGAACGUUUAAAUGGUAAACUGAUUAUUCCUUCAUUGUUUAUUGAUGGUCAAUUUAUUGGUUCAUUCACACAAAUUGAAAAACUUAAUGAAACAGGUCAACUGAUAUCUUUAUUGCAAAGAUUUAAACGUUGUACAAUUGAUUCAUCAUCAUCAUCAUCAUCAUCAGUAGCAGCAGCAGCAACAACAAAAAAUAAUGGAGUAAUUGAUGGUCAACAAAUAUCCAAUAUAAAUGGUCAACAUGAUGAUGAUCAUAAUCAAAAACAACAAAAUCGACAACAACAACAACAACAACAACAAAGAUUAUUAAUCGAACCAGAUUGUAUACGUUGUGGAAAUAGACAAUUUAUAAAUUGUAUACGUUGUCAUGGUUCUGGACGUUUUAUUGUACAUCAUUUUCCUGGCUGUAGUGUUGGAUUAAAAUGUACCUAUUGUAAUCGUUCCGGUAUGAUACGUUGUCCUGAUUGUCAUGUAAUAAUAGAUUGUUGAUUUGAUAAACAAACCACCGGUAAAACAUUUUUUUUUUCAAUUUCAUUCGAAACAAAUUACACACACACACACCUCUAUCCAUCAUAAUGAAACAUAUCAAUUUAACACCAUCCCCACACCAUCAUCAUCAUCAUCAUCAUCAUCAUUGCAUGCAAAAAUAGAAUUUAUCCAUUCAUUACACGCAUACACGUACACACGAUGUGUUGAAUUGAAAAAUUCCAAAUUCCAAAUUUCAAAAUAUAUCAUUAUUUUGUCCAUGUCACUCACAUAUGCACCACCGAAAACAAAACAAAAAAACUGGUCAAGAAUGAAAACAAAA
This is a messenger RNA of Dermatophagoides farinae (American house dust mite), 1979 nucleotides long. RefSeq lists its product as uncharacterized. Lineage: Eukaryota; Metazoa; Arthropoda; Arachnida; Sarcoptiformes; Pyroglyphidae. The record is from RefSeq and is a predicted model, not a curated record.